Linum tenue is the source of this 1381-nucleotide messenger RNA. The record is from the annotation of a GenBank genome assembly. NCBI's taxonomy places the organism in Eukaryota, Viridiplantae, Streptophyta, Magnoliopsida, Malpighiales, Linaceae.
UGUUCCCCGAGAAAAUCUGUUAUGCCGGCCGGCGACAACAACUCUUUUCCGGGAUCAGUAGCCAUCGCUCUCGCAGCCAUUAUAAUUCCGAUCCUCCUCAGCAUUUUCGCCCGGAAUCCCCCAAUUUCUCGGCGACCAAGCAAUCCCAAUCUCACAGUGAAAGACCCUACCACCGCCGCUGACAUGGACGGGAUUCGGCACAGGACUUUGACCCUCAACGGGAUAAACGUCCACGUGGCGGAGUCGGGCCCCGCCGACGGCCCCGUCGUCCUCUUCGUCCACGGAUUCCCGGAGCUCUGGUACUGCUGGCGCCACCAGAUGGCCGCCGUGGCCUCCCACGGCUACCGCGCGGUGGCGCCGGAUCUGCGAGGGUUCGGCGACACCGACGCGCCGGCCGAUCCCGCGAGCUACACGGCGUUCCACGUUGUCGGCGACCUCGUGGCGCUGAUCGACGCGGUGGCGCCGGAGGGGCAGAAGGUUUUCGUCGUCGCCCACGAUUGGGGAGCUUACAUGGCUUGGUAUCUGUGCCUUUUCAGGCCCGAUAAGGUCAAGGCGCUGGUCAACAUGAGUGUUCUAUUCAAUCCCCGGAGCCCAAAUCGGAAGCCUCUUCCGUCGUUGAAGGCUUUCUUGGGCGAUGAUUACUACGUUUGCAGGUUUCAGGAGCCGGGAGUGAUAGAAGCAGAAUUUGCAGAGCUAGGUACAGAGAGGGUUCUGAAGGAGUUCUUUGCUUACCACACCCCAGCUCCUCUCUACAUGCCUAAGAGCAAGCCAUUCGGCCACUCGCCGGACGUGCAAAUCGCACUGCCACCUUGGCUGUCGGAGGAAGAUCUCAAGUACUACAUCGACAAGUUCGAGAAGACGGGCUUCACCGGAGGAUUGAACUAUUACCGGAACAUCGACAGGAACUGGGAACUGACUGCGCCGUGGCAAGGGGACCAAGUGAAAGUGCCGGUGAAGUUCAUCGUCGGAGAUCAGGACCUUACCUAUAACACUGGGAACGCCAGAGACUACAUUGGCAAAGGGGGGUUCAAGAGGGACGUUCCGUUUCUGCAGGAAGUGGUGGUGAUGCCUGGCGUCGGCCAUUUUCUCAACGAAGAGAGGGCCGACGAGAUCAACAGCCACAUUGUCGAAUUCAUUCGCAAGUUCUGAUCUGAUUCUUCCGUCGGUGAUCUGAAAUCUGAAUCGUGUUCUUGUUGUGUAUACUACCUGAAACGUGUUCAGUGUGGUUGAAAGCUUGUUGGCAAUCCAACGCCUCGGUUGUGAAAAAAACAUCUGUAACUUGCGGGUACAGAAUGUGAUGUCUUUACUUGCAAGCAAAGUAUGCAUAUAAAUAAAGGAAUCUACAUGUGUUCACAGAAAUCUCUUCUUCUAAUCCCUUUUG